Messenger RNA from Ostrinia furnacalis (Asian corn borer), 1920 nucleotides. RefSeq lists its product as uncharacterized. Gene Ontology annotation, cellular component: cilium. The record is from RefSeq and is a predicted model, not a curated record. The transcript has 10 exons. Lineage: Eukaryota; Metazoa; Arthropoda; Insecta; Lepidoptera; Crambidae. Bases 40 to 1668 code for a protein of 542 amino acids. Gene Ontology annotation, biological process: cilium movement. Gene Ontology annotation, molecular function: protein binding.
AAGAAGUUUUGACGAGGGUAUCGUAAUAGAAUUACCGUCAUGACGUCCCGAGCCGCGAUGAAGAGGCGUGAGCUGCCCAAACUUAUGGCCUGUAUGACCAAAACUAGUUUGGAGAACAUGAGGAAUAAAGCCCUGUUUAGCUUGGACAUGCUUGAUGCGAAAGGGAUUCGAAGGAGGAAGUUUCCUUUGCACGAGUGCCUUAUUUUAGAGUUGAGAGAGGCAGGUUACACAGAAUCCUCUGACUACCUGCAGGAUCUUAUUUACGACAAUAUGCAGCUCGUAGCAGAAGAUGAAAUUGGUAUAGUCGUGGAUUUAAGAAAGAGAGUCGAUUAUUUGGAGCACAUUUGUUCCGGUCUGCAGAAAGCUGAAAAGGAGAGGGAUAAAGGAAAUACGAAAAAGGAAUGCCUAGGACUUCUAAGCCUAGCCAUGCAUUACGCAGAACAGGGAAAAGGUAUCUUGUGGUUGGCAGAAAAGUUCUAUUUGGCAUCCAUUGCGGUAUCCAGCCAGUAUCUCAUAGACGGCGGUCGCCAGAAAGCGUGCUGUAAAUACCAUUACGCCAAAUUCUUGCUGGACAAAUUUCCAGGAUCUGAUCCAGAAGAACCUUCAGCAAUUCUUACUGAAGUAAGAGACAAUGCUAUAGGAAAGGACUGGCCGCUCUACGAAGCUGAGAAAGAAGGUGAAGAGGUGCCGCCGGACACGGUGUUCGCCAUGACGGCGGUUCAGCUGCACCGGGUACUGCUCGCUAAGGCCAGGGCAGCCAGGAAGACCGACCCCGCCAAGGCGGAGAGGCUCUCGCGGUUGGCGGAGAGAAGGGCUAAAGAUGCCGACGACAUCAAUAAAACCGCGGAGGCGAUAAUUGAAAUUGGCGUGUGUCAGCUAAUGAUGAAUAACUUAAACAAUGCUCAGAAGACUUUCGAGAGGGCGUUCAAGAUCCACACAGCUAGUAGCAACGUGGAGGGCUUGUGCGAAACGAGAAUGCACCUUGCUGCUGUCAUGCAAAGGCUGGGCGAGCACGAGACGGCGGCGCGGCUGCUGACGGAGAUGGGCGCGCUGGCCAUGGAGCGCGGGCUGCGGCGGCAGCUGGGCCGCGCGCUGCAUCUGCUGGGCGAGCUGCAUCUGCGCCGCGAGCGCCCCGAGCUCGGCACGCAGCAUCUGGCCGAGGCUUUCACUUGCUUCAUGGGCAGCUCUUUUCAAAAGCCCAGUGUCAGUCAAUUUGAUAUCGGCGGUGGUGAAGAUGACGAUGAGGGUUUCAUUUACCAAUCACGGAAAAGGGAAAUAUUCGAAGAAGAAGCGGAACAGUCGCGACUAAUGAUGGCGAUAUCUGCAGGUCAGGAAUUGAUGGCGAGUUACUUCAGCCUAUUACGAGAAGCAGGUUCAUGCUCUGUGGCACAGACGAAGACCAUAGAGUGGAAGUUAUCACACGCAGGCUGGUGGGUCAGGAAGAAGAAGCAUGACUUUGUGCCUUGUCUAUGCCCGAAGCAUAAUCGAACGCCACUGGAUAUUUUAAGGAUGCAACUAAAUAUGAAAGCGUCUUCCACACUUGUGGAAAUGGAUUUCUCUGAAGGGGAUGCCCUGCUUGGAAGAACUGACACCGUUGAGGACAUAAGGACCCUACGAAGCAGCUACUCUAGAGGUCAGCGAAUGGACUCCAAAGACGAAUCUGUGUGAUUUGGUAGUUGAUCUCAAGUCUAAGCUUAAUAACAGACUUAAUUUUAAAUGCGAUUGAUAUCAAUAACUAAAUGUAAUUGAAUUGAUUGGCGAUGUCAACAACCCAAUUAGCAAUGAUCUUAUCUAAUUUCAGUUCUUUAGAAUAUUUUAAUGUAAAGCUUUAAUUUUAUAAUUACGGUUAUUUAUGUCGUAGCGUUAUAAUAACGACAAUCCUUUGUGGUGAUUAAAAACUAAAUUACCUAAUAAAUAAGA